CUCCCGCGCGAGAGUGAAACCCAGCCUUUCGUUCCGUUUUGCAUUUUGAUUUAAUUUCAUCACGCGACCCUCAAUGGACGAAGAAGCAGAGACCGAGAGAGUUCCCCAUCCACACUCUCCAAAACUAGGGUUUCCCCUCCCCUCCGCCGCCGGUGACGCAAACCUCCUCACAGCCCUCAGCACCAUCCUCGUCGCGUCGAUUCAGGACGCCAAAGACCGCAUCUCGCAGAUCGAGUACGUCUUCUGCUCCCAGCUCUACCCUCACUUAAAAUCCGACGACGCAUCAAAACGCUGCUGCAUCGAACAGCUCAAACGUGACGCCGACGAGAACGCCAAGCUUCUACUACACGCCGAGGAGAGGCGAAACGCCGCGUUUUUGAAAUCGGAGAGCUGCGAGGGCGACAAGGCGACGCUGCUGGCGAGAAUCGCCGAGUUGGACGAGACAUUGAGAUUGAAGACGCGGGAGAUUGAGGAGGCGGAGACGAAGCGGAUCGAGGAGGAAGGGAAGCUACUCGAGCGCGUGGAGGCGCUGGCGUGUGAGUUAAGGGAUGAGAAGGCUAAGAGGAACCGCGUGACGGAAGCGUACAAGAGGCUUAAGUCUCAGCACGUUUACUUUCGAAGAAAGGUUGGUCUUGGUGAGGAGAAUGUGGUUCAGGAAAAGAAAUUGGAGAGUGGAACUGAAUUGGGGGUGCAUCAGAGUCCAGUCGUAGAACCUGCUGUCUUUUUUCCAUAUGGAGGGGUAUGCAAAGAGACUGGUCUUGCAUUUGAGAACCCAAAUAUGACUAUGGAUGCUGGUGAUAGUGAUACAGCUGAAGGGAGGAACGAAAUCCCUGAGGAAGAUUUUGGAGGCCUUGAAACGCAAACUCCAGAUGUGUUUGUUGCCGCAUGUGACAUAAGCAGAGUCAAGGAGAAGCCAUCUGAGAUUGACAGAGGAUGGAAUUUGAGUUCUCCAUCAUCUGGUUUUCGUGAUGUACCAAAAUGUCCAUCCAGUACAAAAUUAGUCUCUGCAUCUAGUACAAAGCGCCCUGCAUCUUCCUGGAGGCAAACCCGGUCCCAUCAAAGUCGAGCAGGUCCUGAUCCCCAUGAUGAUUUUCUUGAUACUCCUCUUGAGAAUAUCAGAGAAAAUUUCAAUAAGGAUUUGAAUAAGGAAGACCAACCAUGCCUGAUUCAGAAAGACAUUAGUGUGGACAGCUCAGAUGAUGAAACACAGGAUAUGAAUGCCAAAAGCAGUCCUCAGAAGAAGCAAAAGCAAUCUUCUGUUACAGUGGCCAACACAAGAAGUUUCAAGUACGUUGAACCAGUUAGGAAGAAAGCUGAGCGCGAAAAUUUAAAAGGAGUUGAAUGCAAACAAUGCAGGAAGUUCUAUGAUGCUGUUCUUCCUAAUGCUGCUGGCAAGGAUACUGACAGUAAGCAGAACUUCCGCUGUGAACACCUUGAUGGUGUUUCUCGGCAUCGAUAUAGGUAUGUUCCGCCCAUGACUCCUGAAGGAUUUUGGAAUAUUGGGUUUGAAUCUGAAAUGUAAGAAUAUAUUAUAGAGAGAUUACUAUUUGAUUUAUAAAUGGAUUCUAUAUCCAAUUAACAAAUUUGACAAAGUUUUAGUUUUUUGUUAAAUCUAGAAAAAGGACUUUAGAAACCUUGGCCAUUAGGUAUAUUAUAUUAUUAUUGGUACAUUGAUCAUCUCAUAAUGCCAAGAGGCAAAAAAUUUCCUAGCUAGUCAUGCAGUAGACAUACUAAACCCGGUUUGGACUAAUGCAUGUACUAGUAGUUGUAGAUACUAGAUACCUUAUGUUGACAAGCAAAUAAACUUUUUUCCAUAGUACUAUACUCUUCUAAACAGUA
This is a messenger RNA of Glycine soja, 1839 nucleotides long. RefSeq names its product protein gamma response 1. The transcript is spliced from 4 exons. Gene Ontology annotation, biological process: DNA double-strand break processing involved in repair via single-strand annealing; double-strand break repair via homologous recombination. Gene Ontology annotation, cellular component: site of double-strand break. Gene Ontology annotation, molecular function: single-stranded DNA binding; double-strand/single-strand DNA junction binding; Y-form DNA binding. Bases 74 to 1522 code for a protein of 482 amino acids. NCBI's taxonomy places the organism in Eukaryota, Viridiplantae, Streptophyta, Magnoliopsida, Fabales, Fabaceae. The record is from RefSeq and is a predicted model, not a curated record.